Molecule: messenger RNA, 2085 nt
Organism: Strongylocentrotus purpuratus (purple sea urchin)
Lineage: Eukaryota; Metazoa; Echinodermata; Echinoidea; Camarodonta; Strongylocentrotidae
Product: target of EGR1 protein 1-like
Exons: 5
Coding region: 48-1697 (549 amino acids)
Biological process (GO): snRNA 3'-end processing
Cellular component (GO): cytoplasm; Cajal body
Molecular function (GO): 3'-5'-RNA exonuclease activity; metal ion binding; snRNA binding
Source: RefSeq, a predicted model, not a curated record
CAAACGUUGGCAAGUAAACUGGGCAUGCGAUCCAAAUUCACAUCAAGAUGUCAUUAAAUGUACCCAUUAUCGAUGUUCAUCGGGAGAAUUUCAAAGAUUUCUGGCCAGCCAUCAAUUUAGCGAUCCAGACGGCAUCAUAUAUUGCUAUUGACACAGAGCUCAGUGGUCUAGGCAAUAGGCGAAAACUUAUGGCAAAAUCCAUUGAGGAUAGAUACAAGUCUAUCGCCGAGGUUGCCAAGACACGGUCCAUCCUGUCUCUAGGACUAUCCUGUUUCAAGAUCCAGGAUGAGGAGGAGGACCACAACAGUCCAGCAGGCGAGACGUCACCAGGCCCAGGUCCUAGCAGUCAGAAGUUCCUGGCCCAGACCUUCAACAUCCUGACCCUGUGUAAUGAGGACUAUAUGGUAGAGCCAGGAGCUCUGCAGUUCUUGGUGGGCCAUGGCUUUGACUUCAACAAGCAGUACUCCUGCGGUGUUCCAUACUGCAGGGGACCAGACAGGAAAGAGGACAAAUCAUGGCCGACACUGCGGCUUCUUUUUAACAACAUUUUGGCUUCAAAGAAGCCACUGACCCUCCACAAUGGUCUCGUAGACCUUGUGUUCCUGUACCAGAAUCUUUACACAGACCUCCCGCCCUCUAGCGCCCAGUUCAUUGCAGACCUCUACGAGAUGUACUCUGGUGGAAUCAUAGACACCAAGUAUGUGGCAGAGUAUGAAGCUAGGAUGCCGUCGUCUUACCUGGAAUAUGUCUUUAGGAAAAGUCAAAGAGACAAUGCCAUAAGAAAGACUAAAGGGCUCCACCAUGCAUCAGUAGUCUUCUGCCAGUACUCUCCUGAGAUGAAUGCUGUAGAAUACCAGAGCUACCUGCUACCACCGGACUUCGCAGAUAGGCAAAACGGAGGAACUCCUGGAAACAAGUCUACGGAUAUUUGUGAAAUUUAUGCGGCCCAUGGAUGUUGUGGCAAAGGGAUCCACUGUCCAAAGUCACAUGACCCUAACGCAAUCUUAGACGCUGAGGAGAUCAUCGUUGAGGACAAGCGUAAGCGUAAGAGGAGAAGGAGAAAUCGCAAGAACAGAAACCAAGAAGUGGAUGCCGUGGAGGGAGAGACUGAUGAGAAAAAGAUGAAAGAUGGAGAGGGUGAGGGAGAAGAGAAGCAAAAAGAGGAAAACAUGAACGGAGCCGGCGCUGCACCUGAAGGAAACGAAGCAGUAGGAGAAGAAAGUGUUCCAGUGGCGGAUGGUGAUAAACCUGAUGAUCUUAACAAGGCAAAUGAUACUGAAGGCGCAACUGAGUCGGGUCCUCUACCAAACGGUGCCGAUGGGCCUAAGAGGACAGAGCCAAAGGGUAUUGUACCAAAGAAAAGCGGGAGUCAUCGGGCCGGGUUUGAUGCCUUCAUGACUGGUUUUGCUACGGCAGCCUUCAUUGCAAGAUUCGGGUCAACAGAGACACCAGAGGGCGCUACUAAACUGCAGAGUACAGCAGCCAGACAGAAGCAAGGUGGACAGCUCACCAGUAGGGUAGGACAGCUGGACCAGGAAGAGUCUUGUAUGGAGCGAUGCGGCAUCGGUCAUUUGACCAAUAAGCUGUACCUGAGCGGUAAGGACUAUCCUUUAGCUGUGGCCAAGAGUUCCUUCACCAAGACGUCCACACUGCAUAAGGACAAGAUGGAUAUGAUUAUAAAGUUGAUGGCAAGAUGAGGAUAUAGAUGGGUGACAAGAACUACCUACAAAGUAGAAGUGUUGGGGUCUAGUGGAUAUAUCACCAGACUGUGGAUCAUAUAGUUAGCCGUUCGAGAGGCCGUCGCGUCAACAAUGCCCCAUGGCAAGACAUUUAUCUACAUUUGCCACUCUCCACCCAGGUGAAGUAAAAGGGUACCCAAUAGGAAAGAAUUCCUUGAAUGCUUUAGCACCUUAUCAUGGCGGCUCAGCUACAACCGGGGUAAUGAUAUAUGUAUGAAGCACAGUGGAGUAUAUUCAUAUACAAUGUAUUAGCUGCACUAUAUAAAUGGACCCAUUUUUACUAUUACUACCUCUGGCCUAAUUUUUUUUUUUAUCCAAGCUGUCAAAGAUAUAAAAUGAAUUCUCA